AGAUUCCCUCUCUCUAAAAAUUCAUGGAUUUUAGGUCAUUGUUCUGGUUUCUUGAUUUUAUUAGCAGAUGAUGAUGAAGCACGUGUAUUCACAGCAGCUUCUAAUUCUCUAAUUAUAUAUAAAAAAAACUAAUACUAUAUUCAAUCUCACUCUCUCUCUCUCUUUCUCUAUCAAUUAAUUCAUCUCUUUUUCUUUCCCUCUCCUUAUAAAAGCUUUACCCUCUCCAUAUCUUAUUCUUUCUUCUUCUUCCUCUAGGUUUGUGAUGUUUCAACCAAACUCAAGAAUCAAGAUUUCAAGAACCAGCUCUCUUGUUUCUUGAAAUUCAUUUCUUGAUUUGUCACUGAAUCUUGAAAUUCAGUUCUUGAUUUUAUUACUGUUUGUUCAACUUCAGUUCUUGAUUUAUAACUGUUUCUUGAACUUCAGUUCUUGAUUUUGUUUGAUAGUUUCGGUUCUUGAUUUUGUUUGAUAGUUUCAGUUCUUGAUUUCUUUGAUAGUUUCAGUUCUUGAUUUUCUUUGAUAGUUUCAGUUCAUGAUUUCUGAUUUUUCACUUCCAACAUAUUAGCUUUGUUUUUUCUUUGAUGGGUUGAUCCAAACAUCUACACUUAUUAAGAGAGUACAAGAAAAAAAGUUCUGCAAAUUUAGAAAAACCAAAUCAUUCUGAUGGCGACCUACUUUCAUGGCAACCCGGAAAUCCAAGCAGCGGCAGCUUCAGCAGAAGGUUUACAGACACUUUUACUAAUGAACCCUACUUAUGUCCAAUACUCCGACACACCGCCACCGCAACAAGCUUCUAACAACCUUAUUUUCCUCAACUCCGCCGCCAACCACCUCUCUCCGUCGCCCAACACUCAACAGUUCGUCGGCAUACCUUUAGACCCGAACACACAUGAUCAUACUUCAAAUUUUCAUGGACUCAUACCGCGAAUUCAUUACAAUCUUUACAACCCAAUUGACCCUGCUUCAGCUGCGCGUGAAACUCCACGCGCUCAGCAAGGUCUGUCUUUGAGUCUCUCUUCUCAGCAGCAGCCUGGAUAUGGGUCGCAGGCUCAAGCAGUUUCCGGUGAAGAUAUGAGGGUGUCCGGCGGGUCGGUUUCUUCUGGUUCGGGUGUGACAAAUGGGGUGUCGGGUAUUCAAGGAGUGUUGCUGAGCUCUAAGUACUUGAAGGCAGCUCAAGAAUUGCUUGAUGAAGUUGUUAAUGUUAAUAAUAAUGGGAUUAAGAAUGAAUUAUCCAAGAAAGGUAAUAAUAGUAGUAACAAUAGCAACAAGGCUGUUGGUGAGUCAUCAGGUGGUGAUGGAUCAGCCGGCGGCGGAGGAGAUAACUCCGCCGGAGGCAAAAGAGGAGCUGAGCUUUCGACCGCCGACAGGCAAGAAAUUCAGAUGAAGAAGGCUAAGCUUAUUAACAUGCUUGAUGAGGUGGAGCAAAGGUACAGGCAGUAUCACCAUCAGAUGCAGAUAGUGAUAUCUUCAUUUGAGCAAGCAGCAGGAAUUGGUUCUGCAAAGACAUACACUGCUCUUGCACUUCAAACAAUCUCAAAGCAAUUCAGGUGCUUAAAAGAUGCAAUAACUGGCCAAAUUAAAGCUGCAAACAAGAGUUUAGGUGAAGAUGACUGUCUUGGAGGAGGUAAGCUCGAAGGUUCGAGGCUUAAAUUCGUCGAUCAUCAUCUCCGUCAGCAACGAGCACUUCAACAAUUGGGAAUGAUCCAGCAUAAUGCUUGGAGACCCCAACGAGGUUUGCCUGAACGAUCUGUUUCUGUUCUUCGAGCCUGGCUCUUCGAACACUUUCUUCACCCCUAUCCCAAAGAUUCUGAUAAGCAUUUGCUUGCCAAACAGACAGGGCUUACUAGAAGCCAGGUUUCGAACUGGUUCAUCAAUGCUCGAGUUCGACUAUGGAAGCCGAUGGUCGAAGAAAUGUAUUUGGAAGAAAUUAAGGAGCAAGAAAGGAGUGGAUCGGAUGAUAAAACAAGCAAGAAUGAGCAGAAGGAAAAUUCUGCUUCCAAAUCAGUUAUGCAAGAGAAAAGUUCAGCUAAUGAGAUUCAAACUAAGAGUUUCAAGUCUUUUGACAGUUCCCCAAAUCAGAAUCCUUCUGCAAUUUCAAUGUCUACAGCUAAUUCGACAUCUCCCGUCGGAGGAAACCUGCGGAACCAAUCCGGAUUCUCCCUGAUCGGAUCAUCAGAAUUAGAUGGAAUCACUCAAGGAAGUCCGAAACGACCUAGAAGCUCGGAAAUGAUUCAAUCUCCGACAUGUGUUCCAUCCAUACACAUGGAUAUCAAGCCGGGUGACUCAAAUGACGAGCAGAUUUCGAUGAAGUUUGGCAAUGAGAGGCAGGGUCGAGAUGGAUAUUCAUUCAUGGGAGGUCAAACAAACUUUAUCGGUGGAUUCGGACAAUACCCAAUUGGAGAUCUCGGAAGAUUUGACACAGAACAGUUCACACCAAGGUUUUCAGGAAACGGUGUUUCGCUCACUCUCGGCCUUCCGCAUUGCGAAAACCUAUCCUUAUCGGGUGCCCAUCAAAGCUAUCUCCCCAAUCAGAACAUUCGACGAGUAGAACUCGGCGAACCGAACGAAUUUGGAGGCAUAAACACAUCAAAUCCUCACUCAUCAUCUCCGUAUGAAAGCAUCAACAUUCAGAACAGAAAGAGGUUUGCAGCACAAUUGCUACCGGACUUUGUGGCGUGACGAGAAGGGGCAUGAUUGAUGAAAAGAAAUGUUUCAGGAUCUCUUUCGCACUAUUUCCCGCCGUUUCGACCAUUAGUAGGGAGAAAAAGAUAAUGCAAUGGUGUAGUGUAAAGAAAGAAGAAAAGAAAUUUACAUAGUAUAGGUCUAUACAUUGGCAUAGAACCAUUUGAGUUCAUAGAUAGCAUAGGAUUUGAGAGUAUAUAAAUAUUUAUAUAUGGGUUGAGGACUGUAUAUUAAUUAUUUUUGUAAGUUUUGAAGAUGAACAUAUAGAUGGAUUGAUGUCAUAAGAAUUAAUUAUUGGGGUAUACUUAUAUAUUGAUUGUGGUGUCAAAUUUCUGUAUUUUAUCAAAUAAACACAAUCAUUGCUUCA
This is a messenger RNA of Mercurialis annua (annual mercury), 3046 nucleotides long. Its product is annotated as BEL1-like homeodomain protein 1. Gene Ontology annotation, molecular function: DNA-binding transcription factor activity, RNA polymerase II-specific; RNA polymerase II cis-regulatory region sequence-specific DNA binding. The transcript has 5 exons. The coding region runs from base 661 to 2676 and encodes 671 amino acids. NCBI's taxonomy places the organism in Eukaryota, Viridiplantae, Streptophyta, Magnoliopsida, Malpighiales, Euphorbiaceae. Gene Ontology annotation, biological process: regulation of transcription by RNA polymerase II. The record is from RefSeq and is a predicted model, not a curated record.